GGACCCUGGGGCGUAGUGUCUCUUGUUUCGGUCUAUCUUGCUUCAUGUUCACUAUACAUUGCUUUCUCAUACUCAAAGUAUCUGAAGACUCCAGCAGCUCAUCUCACUACAACUAUGGCAGAUGGACCUUAUAAAUUCAUUAGGGACGGUGAUGGCAGAGUCAGCAGGGUGAUCCGUGUUGGCACCAGAAAAAGCCAGCUGGCUCGGAUUCAGACUGACAGUAUUGUAGAGAAACUCAAGGGGUUACACCCUGAUGUUCAUUUUGAAAUAGUGGCUAUGUCAACAACUGGAGAUAAAAUACUUGACACAGCUUUAUCCAAAAUAGGUGAAAAGAGUCUCUUCACAAAGGAAUUGGAGAAUGCUUUGGAAAAAAAUGAGGUAGACCUGGUUGUGCACUCUUUGAAAGACUUGCCUACUGUUCUUCCUGUGGGCUUCACUAUAGGAGCCGUGCUGAAACGAGAAAACCCCCAUGAUGCUGUUGUCUUGCACCCCAAAAAUAAAGGCAAACGUCUCGAUGCUCUCGUCGACAAGAGUGUUAUAGGUACCAGUUCUCUUCGCCGGGCUGCACAACUGAAGAAAAGGUUUCCCCACCUGGAGUUUAAAGACAUUAGAGGUAAUCUCAACACCCGUCUGAAGAAGCUGGAUGAAAAGGAUGACUUUUCUGCCAUUGUCUUAGCAGCAGCUGGUCUUCGGAGAAUGGGCUGGGAGAACCGCAUUGGCCAGAUCCUUGGGCCUGAGGACUGCAUGUAUGCCGUUGGACAGGGUGCUCUGGCAGUUGAGGUGAGAGCUCGAGACCGGGACAUCCUGGAAAUGGUGUCAGUAUUAAAUGACUCGGACACUGUGUUGAGCUGCAUCGCGGAGAGAGCGUUCCUCAAACACCUGGAAGGGGGGUGCAGUGUUCCAGUUGCUGUUUACACUGAAGUUAAGAAUUCACAGGUCUACAUGACCGGAGCAGUAUUCAGUCUUGAUGGCUCAGACAGUCUGAAGGAGACAAUGCAGACAAGCAUCAGCUCAGACAAUCAGACUGAGGAGCAGGAGAAGGUUGAUGAGAAGGUCCAGCGUGUGGGUAUCACUGCUUUAAAGGUGUCAGGAGCAGCCCAGGAUGCCGCAGUGAAGUUAGGAGUGGACCUUGGAAAUCUGCUGCUCAGCAAAGGGGCCAAAGAGAUACUGACUGUAGCCAGACAGCUUAAUGACGCGCGAUAGGUACAAAAUAGUCCGUAUCCAUAGCUGAAGACCAACCACCCCCUUUUCCAGAAGUAUUUUUUUAAAGGUCAACAAGUAUUUAAGUGUCAUCCUUUAUAGAUUACCUCUAUAUUUUGUGCGUAAUUAAGAUAUUAGUUCAUUUUUCACGGAAAAAAGGUAACUUUGAGUUGUAUUUACAGGAUUUUUAGCGAAGAUCAAUUUGCAUUACUACUUUAAACAGACUUGGAUGAUGCAGAAUAAUAAUGCCAAAAUUACUUAUUUACUGAAGACAAACAUGAAAAACAUCUGCAUUACAGAGAGCUAAUAGACAGAAAUGAUAUUUGCUCUCAUAUUAAGCCAUAAAUACACAAUCAUGCCUUUUAAGAUGGUGUGUGUUUUAUCUAAACAUAUGCUUAUUUUGAAACGUGAAUUAUUCUGGGAUGUACAUUUCCAAAAGCUGCUUGAGGUAUCAUCCACAUUUUAUCUUUACUGACUGUGCACAUGUGGAGCUAUACAUCAUAAUAACCGAUAUCACACUACAGAAUGAUUUUGUAUGAUUGGGCCAGCUGAUUUUUGAUAAUAUUUAGUGUGAAAAUGUAAUUAAAAAAGGUUUUCAUUCAUUCCCAAAUAUUGUAUGCCUUAAUUGUUGUCAUUGAACCCUUUAAAUUGUUUGUCAGAUCUUUCUAACAUCAGUGCCUGGAAAUUCAAAAUAUCGCCUCUGCAAAUUUCUUUGUGUAUGUGACUUUGAGCUCAUGGUCUCAUAGAGAUGUAAAGUUUGUAUGCACUGCCUCAUCCUUUUCAUUUAUUCCUCUCAAAUAUGAUGUUGUUGCUUUAUUUAUUUGGCUAAAUGUAUUUGCUGGACAUCAUCUUGUUCUUACAAUUGAAUGACGAUGUAUGAUGAAACUAAGCCAGUAUUAAUUUGCUGUGAUAUUCUAAAACACUGAUUUAUAUUUUGUAUGGUUUAGAGCUAGUUUAACUGAUACCAACUUGAUUUAAUGUAAGCAUAUGCAAGAUUUUUAGAAUGUACUGAAACUAUUGAAUUCCAUAAAAUACAUUUAGUUUUUUCAUUUA
Rhinichthys klamathensis goyatoka is the source of this 2253-nucleotide messenger RNA. RefSeq names its product hydroxymethylbilane synthase, b (gene hmbsb). Gene Ontology annotation, molecular function: hydroxymethylbilane synthase activity. The transcript is spliced from 14 exons. Lineage: Eukaryota; Metazoa; Chordata; Actinopteri; Cypriniformes; Leuciscidae. The record is from RefSeq and is a predicted model, not a curated record. Gene Ontology annotation, biological process: heme biosynthetic process. Gene Ontology annotation, cellular component: cytoplasm. Bases 115 to 1203 code for a protein of 362 amino acids.